Trichosurus vulpecula (common brushtail) is the source of this 966-nucleotide messenger RNA. It is a transcript of the gene SOWAHD, whose product is annotated as sosondowah ankyrin repeat domain family member D. Gene Ontology annotation, molecular function: protein binding. The record is from RefSeq and is a predicted model, not a curated record. The transcript has 2 exons. NCBI's taxonomy places the organism in Eukaryota, Metazoa, Chordata, Mammalia, Diprotodontia, Phalangeridae.
AUGGCUGAACCCCGAGGGGAGACGGAGCCGCCGCCGCCGCCGCCGCCGCUGCCGCCUCUGGCCACCCGCAGCAGCCGAAGCCGGACCGGUCCCCCGAGCCUGGAUAGCCGCAGCCUGGGUAGGGUCCCGAGGGAGCCCAAUUGGCUAGCCUCGCUGAGGCUGUCGAUGGGGAUGCCAGGACGGCGGCGAGGGGCGCUGCGGGAGCUGUUGGGGCUACCGGCGGGGCUCGAGCGGGAGGACGAGCAGCCCCGCUCUGGGACGCCGGUGGCUUCGGCUGCCGGCGGCCCCGGCGGGCUCUGCCUGGAACCCCGUGAGCACGCGUGGAUGCUGGCGGCCGCUGAGGGCCGUUUUGAGGCGCUUCAAGAGCUGCUGGAGGCAGAGCCCGCGCUGCUGAACCGCAUCGACCCGGUAACGGGCUAUAGCGCCUUACACUGGCUGGCCAAACACGGCAGCCACGAGGGGCUCAUCCUGGUGCAUGACUUCGCCCGGAGCCGCGGGCUGUCCCUCGACGUGAGUGCCCCCGGCAGCGGUGGUCUCACCCCGCUACACCUGGCGGCGCAACAGGGCCACGACAUGGUCAUCAAGGUGCUGGUGGGAGCCCUCGGAGCCGACUCCAGCCGCCGAGACCACAGUGGUCACCGGGCGUGCCACUACCUGCGGCCCGACGCACCCCCUGGCUUGCGGGAGCUGGCGGGCGCUGACGAGAGCGAAGAGCCUCAGAGAGCCGCUACCGCCGCGGUGGGGUCUGUGCGGCGCAAAGGCCCUCCCGGAAACGCCAACAACAACUGUAGCAUCAGCCGCAACAGCUGGACUGCCCUGCUGCCAGACCGGACAGACGGAGGCGCCCCGGGCGGGGAGAAGGACUCCAGGAUGACCCAAAUUCAGGGAUUUUUCCGGCAACUGUUCUCUGUUUUCCAAGACCGGAGAGCGAUUGAAGAUACCAGAUGAGCCAUUCUGGACGUUUAG